GAGGAGAGGCUGAAAUUGCUUGUUUUCCUGGUUGUUUGUUUAUAUAUAUAUUUUUUUUGUUUUGUUUUUUAUUAUCUUUUUUUCUGCUUCACUCCACCGCUGCUGUUCUGGUGGCUCUGCUCCGUGCAUGAAGAAGAGGAAAAAGGUUUUUAAUUUACUCAUUUCUUGGACUGGUCAUGGUGUCCAGUGCGAAGGUAUGGGAUCCCCCCCAUGCGGGUCUUACUCAGCCACAUCUGAGAGAACAACGCCUGGAUCCUUGCCUUACUCCCGUCUGCCACUCAUCCACUGCUGCUAAGGAUACUGCACUCCACCAAAGUCGGCAGCUGUCACCUUUGUCUUCCCCACCUCCAUCGUUGGUGACCCUCAGUGGCCAUCACCCAGUUCAACAACCGCCUGUCAGUUUGUACGCAGUGAAUAGGACUGAUCCACUAAAUAAACCUGCCCACAGUCUUGGUGUGGUCUCUCAAUCUGAGGAGGAGGAGGAAGAGAACACCGAGCAGUUAAACAUGAAGGGAAAAAGACUUGGAUAUCGUAUAGAGACAACACUGGAUGACAAGCUGGAGGAUAUGGAUGAUGGACCUAAAAACGCAAAAAUCACCCUAAGCUUCCCACUUGGUGCCGCCCCACUCCCUUCGUCAAUGACCUCACCAGACCGAUGUCAGAGCUCUUCCUCAUCCUCCCCUUCCCCCCAACGGCGGCGUCUAUCAUCCAAGAGCUCAGACAGAGGGUCGCUGUGGAAACUGGACGCCACCAUGGAUGUAAAACACAGACCUUUUAAGCCGGCAAGACAUGACAGCUCUCCGUCCUCCUCUCCCUCCUCUUCCUCCUCUUCAAUGGCUCCAUUUAUCAGAAAGGAUCUUAAAUCUCCACCUCCUCUGAAGUGCUCCAAACUCAGUCCAGAGAGUCAGAUUCACAAGUCACCUCCAAGAGCUUCCAGUGGGACUUUAGGAGGCUGUUUUAGUGGAGACGGGUGGGAUGAAAGGCACAGAAUGACAAAUGGAACAGCUUCACCCUCUCAGACUGCUCAGAUUCUCUUCAGUCUUGGCACGUCAGCCUAUCAGAGGGGUGUGGAUGCAGACAGGAGAGAGAAACUUACAGGAAGGACAGCUGGAAAAACAGGGAGCCCUCACAGACCAAGUCUUCACCCACCCACCCUUCACCUUCCUCCACCCUUACCUCCACCACCUCCCCCGCCUUCUGAGGGUCUAACCGCACCCCCUCACUCAUCCUCCUACCCCCCUUCGGACAGCAUGAAGCCAGAGCUGAUUUGUGGCGUGUGCCAUCGGCUUUUCAGCUCAGCGUCCUCCCUCACGGUCCACAUGCGGCUGCAUCGUGGCAGCCGCGCCCUCAGCUGUCGCUACUGUGGCAAAGCUUUCAUCCACAGCAAGAGACUGCAAUCCCACGAGGCGUCCUGCAGGAUGCCAGGCCUGGGUCCUCCCUCCCUUACCGUACAGCCAAAAGAGGAGCCGUUGGAGGAAGGUGAGGUAAGGGUGGAAGGGGGAGUGAUAGUGGGACAGACAGACAUCAGCAAAGGGCGGCCUGGGAAGAAAGUGCGGAACCUCCUGGCCCGUAUCCAAGCUGGUGAUGCAGCAGCCUCAGAGCUGCUGGCGGGAGAUGAGAACCAUUUUGUGAAGGUUGUGGACGGCAACGUGAUCUACUUCUGCUCUGUGUGCGAGCGUUCCUAUAUGACCCUAUCCAGCCUGAAGCGUCAUUCUAAUGUGCACUCAUGGCGGCGCAAAUAUCCUUGCCACUACUGCGACAAGGUCUUUGCCCUGGCGGAGUAUCGCACAAAACAUGAGGUGUGGCACACAGGAGAGCGCAGAUACCAGUGCAUCUUCUGCUGGGAUGCCUUUGCCACCUACUACAAUCUCAAGACACACCAGAAGACCAUUCAUGGGAUUAAUCCAAGCCUUAUAUCCAGUGAAAAGACCGCAAAUGGGGGUUAUAAGCAGAGAGCAAAUGCCCUCAAGCUCUACCGCCUUCUCCCCAUGCGCUCCCAGAAAAGACCUUACAAGACCUAUAGUGACAGCUUACAUAAUGGCCUCCUACUUCCACCAGCUGACACCCCCUCCCUCUCCCUGCCUGGCCUUGGCUGUGCUUUGGGCCCAGGGGACCUGCAGAGCAUCAUUGCAGGAGCCCCCCCUCAGAGUUUGAAGCCUGAUCCAGAUGCUUUCCCUGAUGGCUUUCCAAUUUCUCUUGCUGCUGGGCACACAGAUGUAUCUGAGCUUGCACUUGAGCCCCAAGUUAGAACACAUAAAAGUGAGUCUCUAGAGUUAGAGCAGGAGAGAGGUAGUUUCAAAGUGUCAAAUAGCAACAAGCUCAAAACCUUUAAAGUUGAUAGAGGCACAGAAACAAGCAUGCCCUCUGUUAUAACAUAUGGACAUACUAAACCGUCUGUCAUAGUUCAUGGAGCAGCUGUGUCAUCCUCAGUCAUUGUGCAUAGCAAUCAGGUUACUUCUGGAAGUGAGAAGAGCCCUGUGACCAGCCCAUCCCCUGAAACAAGUAGCAGCCAGAUUUUAGGCAAGGGAAGUCCCAAAAAAAACAAAAAGCAAAAAGAUAAUACAGAUAAUCAUAGAAAAAGGUCAAGAGACAGUUCAGAUGCAUUUGAUCAGGGCUCAAAAAGCAGACUAGACACUGAGACAGGCAAGGCAUUUCACAAAUCUCGCAAAUCACACAAUAAGGGUGCAAUCUCAAAGGUGAUAUCAGCAUCUGGAGGCUCACAGGCCAAAGAAUCAGGGCCAUUAUGCCAGAUAACUGUACGCAUUGGUGAGGAGGCCAUAGUGAAGCGCAGCAUCUCUGAAACUGAUCUUAAAAGAGAUAAAAGCCUUUCUCCUCCAAAAAUCAAACGAAGUGAAACGUCAUCUGUCAAGGAGCCACGCCAAACCCACUCACACCACCAUCACCAUAAACACCACUCAUUGAGUAGAGCCAGCCUGGAAGGAGACAGGAGAGAGAAAGCAGGAGACGAUGAGGAGGACCAGGAGGAGAUGGAGGAGCAGGAAGUCAGAAAUAAAAGGCCCAAAUCCCCUGAUCAGGUGAGGGAGUACUUCUUCCGUAAGGGGGUGCGGGAGCAGGACAGUGACAAUGAUAUAGAGGAUAAUUUAUGGCGACCUUACUACUCUUACAAGCCUAAGAAGAAGGCCCAAGCACAUCUACAGAGAGUAAAGAACUGGCAAAGGAAACUCAAGUACAAGCGCUCCAUUCGACUCAAGAGGAGAGCAGAGAGGCUGAAGAGACUUCUGAAUAAACAAACGGAGAAAUCACAAGAUGAGGGAGAGGACAGGACCACUGAGGAGGCUGAGAAACUGUCCAAACUUAACAAGGAAAGUGAAGAGGAAAUAAAGAAAUGUAAUCUUUCUUCCUCUUUAAAGGAGAAAAAACAGGAUGUAGAGGAACAGGUUCAAGAGGCCUGUCACAAGGUUUCAACCCCCCCUAUCCCUGCUCCAAAGCCCCCUCUGUCUACCUCAGUGGCUCCCACAGGAAUAAAGAGGAGGCCUUGGACUAAUGGGAAUGCAGCAGAGUGUGGCACAUGUGGCCGCUGGUUCUCAAGCCCCAGGAAGCGAGACAAACACGAGCUGAGCCAUCUGCUUGAGUUUGUAUGCCUCUUCUGUCGGGCCACUUUCCCCUCAAGGGAAAAAUUGGAAGACCACCAGAAAGCCCAACAUCCUAAGCCCACUGAGGCUCCCUCUGUGGCCACAAAAUGUGGUGAACAAGUGACAGGCAUUGGUAUUAAAUCUGUGCCUGAGCUCUCAAAGUUUGGUGAAGAUAAAGAGGGACAGCUUGGACUUGGGGGUAGUAGUUUUAGUCCGAGUCGUUUGAGCAGAAGAGCCUUAUCAAGACAUACCUGUCCACAGUGCCAUAAAGUGUGCAAGACAUCAUCGGCACUAAGUCGCCAUAUGAGACGUCAUGACUUAAGUAGUUCUCCUGAAAGAGAAAAAGAAGAUAACAAUUUAGAGGCAACCCCCUCUAAAGCAAUUGCUGAACCUCUUUGCACAGAUCCUGGUACCGAUAAAGGACAAACUCCCAAUUCUCUUUCUGUUUCAGUUAUCAACUAUUCUCCAGCAGAGCUGCCGAGUAAUGGCGACUGUUUGACAUCACAGCAGCAUGAUGAACAUCUGAGUGAACCUAAAGACAAAUUCCUGAAACCAGAAACCAGUGAAGAUCCUGAACUGACACAACCUGCACUUAUUUCUCCAGAGAUAGCUCCAGUACAACAAACUGAAGAUCCUCCAUUAGAAAGUCAAAUUAACCUCACACCCAUAAAACCUGAUGUCCCACCUCCUGCACCCUCCUCUCUCCAGAGUGUGCUUGUCAUGAACGGACCAGACUGUCUUGACUACCGCACGGCAAUUAAAAAGAGCCUAGAUGGUCAGAUCCACAGAAUAGCCAGCCCUUUGCACUUUGUGACAUCUCCCAACACCUCCCCAAAUGUGCCUAUGACAUCACAGACCAGAAUAACCACUCCUGCUCCUCCUGUUUCCAUGACAACAGCUGCCAACUCAGAGGGGGGAUUCACCAGACGGGAUGGGGUCAUUAUUGACAGAGAGAGGCAGAGUGUGAGCGGUACAAUUUUACACACAGGUUACAAAGAACCACCGCAGCUCCAAAAUCUUAGAGUCCACUCCCUGUCCCGGAGUCCCUCGCCCAAUGAAGCACAAGACCUGACCAUGUCCUCUAUUUUAGCUCGGGAGAGGGAGAUUGAAAGGCAAAGGGUGGCAGAAGAAGAGCUAGAGAGACAGAGGGAACAAAAGAGAAACAUGGAGAUUGAGCAAGAGAGAAUCAGUAGAGUUGCUCAUCCUUCACAGGAGCAAACUUCUCUCAUUGUCCCUAAAGAGGAGCCUCUGAGCCCUGUAGCAUCACCCCAACAUAUGUCUACCCCAACCACUAUAAAUGGAGCCUGUUCACGCAGGCAAACUCCCAAGUCGCCUUGCCGGCCCCCUUCAACUACUGGACUGAUGGCUCAGGCCAGCCGGCAGGUUCAUCCCAGUUCGCAAGCACUCGACAGGCUGACCCUGCCCACAGGAGCAACUGACCGUCCUUCUGCACAUGCGUUGCUUCUUCCCCGAGCCUCCCAGCAGCCUGAGCCAGAUCAUCAGGACACUUUUUUUGCCAGAGAUUCACAGCAGGGAGACACCACCCCAGCUGACUACCCCGCCCAGGAUUAUCCCCUUCCCCUCAUUGUGCCUGACAGCUACAGAUCUGUUAAGAAGCAGGAAGACAACCUGCUCAUGUCCACUUAUCCACCUGGAGCUUUGCCCUUUGGCCCUCUGGGGAAAGUCAUAGUUCCUGAUCGAGGUGACCUGGGCAAGCUGCCCUUUUAUCCGGACCCUUACCAGCUGCUCUACGGGCCCCAGCUAUUAGCCUACCCCUAUAACUUGGCAGCACUUCCAGUGACUCUGAAUAUGAUGGCUCCAGGUGGGGAUAAGGUGGAGCCUCUACCCUUCCUCCCCACCAUCUUCAACUACGCAGCCACUGCUGGACCGUACAUGGGUGCAGCACCUCACCCGCUCGUUGCAAAUCCUGGCCUCUACAGAAGCAGCGGCAGUGGAAAAAAGCAGAGAGAUGGAAGCGGCAGUAAACAAUAAGAUACAAAUGCACUAUAAGGUGUACAGCUCAGAGAGGACAACCUUUUGGUUUUUAGCUGUGAAGGGAAGGGGGACCAUGCUGACUGGCACACUUUAUUCUACAAAGAGCAGAGUUAAGCAUCACAAAACUAUGUGUAGAGGGCAGGAGACGGAGUUAAAAAACAGGGUGGGUAGGCCAAAUUUAAGGUGAUGUGUCACCCCUCCAUCUAUUUUAUUGUUGCUACUCUACAUCUCCUGUUCUCUUGUAGGGUGUGACGUUCUGGAGCUUGAUUCAUUUUCCGCUAUGACUCUUAUUAUAUCUAUAUUAUAGAAAUACAAACUGCUAACAGGGUGUUUGUUGCUUGGAGAAUUAGUCCAGUUUUCUUCCCUUUAUAGUCGCCACUAUACGAGGAUCUUCAGGGAAGGCAUUGUAUGGGUCCGGAUAGGGCAUGAGACUCAAAACAGCCGGAGCACUAAGAGGCUCUGCGUAUUUUUGUACGAGGGAGCGGGAAAUGCAGGGUUAUCCUGCUGUCAUACUGUCCAUGAAAGCUGUACCCAAGCAUGUACACGCGUAUAUACAUAGGACAGUUUGUGCAUGCAGUGUUUGGAUGAAGCAGGUAUGAGUGUGCGUGCAUUUCGGAGUACUUGUGGAUUAUUGAAUCUAGACCAUUCCAUGUGAGAAUCUCACAGCAUUCCUACUCUUGUUAGGAUAGCUACUGUAGGUCAGUGUGUAGAAGUGCUUUUAGAAAAGAUUCCUCAUAUCCAAAUCGUUUGAAAGUCAAAAGAAUGGUUGGGUGGGAAUGGAUGAAAGUAAGAGUUUGUCUGACCUUCUUAAAGGGACAGUUUGGGAUUUUUGAAACAGGGUUCUCUUUAAAGGUUAUAAGCUGUUAAUAUCUUACCUGCAGUAGACAUCUCUAAGUAUCUUCAUUCAUAUAAAUUUAGAUUAGUUGAAAUAUUGAAGCUGAAGCUAAAACAGUUGAUUGUGGGGGGCCCAUGACCAAAUAAAUUUUUUUUCUGUCCUAAUAAACGUUUCAGUUUCAGUCAAAACGCAGAAAUUUUCUGACCUUUCAAUCUGGCAAUUCUCAAACCUCCAAUUCCAGUUUUUAUGUAAAAAUCUUUUUUUUUUUUUUUUUUUUUUUUUUACUGCUUUCAUGUUUGCAUUGGGUUCAUUUCUUUUCGCUUGUUAUUAUCUAUUUAUUUUAUCUGAACAUAAGGCGCCUAAAAUAAUUUUUUGACAAAAAGGGUUCACUGAAAGUACUUUUUUUUUUUUUUUUUUACUUUUUACACUAGGUUACUUUAUUUUAAACAUUUACUUUUAAAAGCAAAUGCUUUACAUGCUUUGCUCUUAGAAUGUGUUUCACAGGAAGAUCACUGUUGGCGGACUUCUUGCUACCGACAUUUCCUGUGUGAAUAAAGAUCAACUUCUUCGUCUUCAACCAUCUAAAGUAAUGCACAUGUGAUGACAACCUAAAUGUUCAUCAAGGGCUGUUCAUGAGCAUCGCUUUGACGAUCCUCAGAAUUCAGUAUUCUUUGCAUAAUAGAAGUCAGCUUUAGCCCCAUAGGUUUGCCGAUAGCUUCAGGCUCUGGUAACAAUUAAUCUGCAUAUGUACUAAAUGAAGACAAAUGAGAGUUGUAUGCUGCAUAAGAUGAUUUCCACUUAUGACCUUUUUUAAAAUCCUGAACUAUCCUUCCAAAUGUCAACAAACCUGAUGAUUUUGUGACAAGUUGGCACUGUAGGAUCUGUAUAGCAUUUGCAAUAGUUUAUAUUUUAUGUGCACAAAAUAGACACGUAGUGGUCACUUAAAGGAGACAUAUGUAGCUGCUUUGGAAAUGUAGCUGGCCACUGGGUGAAAACAAAAAAAUAAAGGCUGGUAGACCAUUGCACUUCCAUUUUUUUUCAUCUCAUUUCUUUGAAUUGUGUAUUAAAAAAGGAAAGAAUAAAGACCAGUCAGCCUUUGUAUUAUGUAGUUUGUUUCCUCUUGCUUCAAAAGAGGAAAAGGCCCAAUCAUCACAACAAGGAAGGAUUUCAUGCAUUCUUAUUUCUUUAUAGGAAGACAAAAGUGUAUGGGCACAAAGCAGUUAGGCUCUGAAUCAGAAGGAUCAACAAGAAAUGAUGCUGGGGAAUUAAAUACCAAAUCCUCAAUGUCGGAGGGUAGAUUGGGAAAAGGUCUGAUCUAGAUCCUGUGUCAUUUGUUAGGGUACAAAAAGGACGGGCUUAGCAGCCAAGGGGGUGGGUCAAAACUCUCCUGAAGCCCUCCAGGGGCCUUUUUGUUACGUGUAAAAUUAUCUAUAUGUUUGUUUUGUUAAAUAUGUUGUUUUUGUUGUUUAGCCCUCUUACCAGAUGGAAGCGGUUUGAGUGAAAGAAGGGAGAAAUGGAAGGGGGGGGUCUUGAAUGUAAAUUUAGUCACGAGGUUAAUGAAGUACAGCUGCAUUAAUGGUAGAGUUGGUUUCAGUUCCUUUUUUUUCUUUUUUAUUUUGACACAAGUAACCUGUUAAAGAACCGUAUAACGUCUGGUAUGCAUAUAUACAGUAGUCCUAGGAACAUGUCAGUAAACUUUGGGUUUGUUAUCCACACCGCAUGAGCAACACUCGCUUCCGAACUCUUUAUAUCCUCAACAAAUUGGCUUUGUGUGCACAGCUUUUCUUAACUUUUUUAUUUAUUUUUUUUAGGCUUUUAUUUUCUUUGUUCUUCUUCCAUAUCUCUGUCAAACUUUACACUACACUUUGAAAGAUGGAAAAGUAGCCCUUUUAGAAGUUUUUUAAUUGCCCCGCCCCGUCUUUGCACACAUUCUAGCUCGCUGCACCUCCUCUGAAUGAACUACGUGUACUUUGGUGUGUGUGCGUGCACUUAUGCAUUUAUCGGUUCUGACUAAAAGUGUUAAAAAAACACAAUGUGGCCGACUAAAAGGGAGCAUCACAGAUCCCCUCUAGUGUGGCUCGAGCCUUUUUUUAUGAGUUGGAGAGAGAGCGUGUGACUGUGCAAAUAAGAAAACCAAAAUAAAUCUGCCUAAGCAGCGAAUCCCUUGGCAGUUUAUCAGCCACCUGUUUCUGUAUUUUGUUGUUAUUAUAUUUCUUUUGGACUCCUCUGUGAGUUAGUUUCAUUGUAAAAUAUACA
This is a messenger RNA of Cyprinodon variegatus (sheepshead minnow), 8679 nucleotides long. RefSeq lists its product as uncharacterized. Gene Ontology annotation, molecular function: RNA polymerase II cis-regulatory region sequence-specific DNA binding; DNA-binding transcription factor activity, RNA polymerase II-specific. Lineage: Eukaryota; Metazoa; Chordata; Actinopteri; Cyprinodontiformes; Cyprinodontidae. The transcript has 2 exons. The record is from RefSeq and is a predicted model, not a curated record. Gene Ontology annotation, biological process: regulation of DNA-templated transcription. The coding region runs from base 177 to 5585 and encodes 1802 amino acids.